This is a messenger RNA of Tachyglossus aculeatus (Australian echidna), 590 nucleotides long. RefSeq names its product ribosomal protein S11 (gene RPS11). The record is from RefSeq and is a predicted model, not a curated record. Bases 75 to 551 code for a protein of 158 amino acids. NCBI's taxonomy places the organism in Eukaryota, Metazoa, Chordata, Mammalia, Monotremata, Tachyglossidae. Gene Ontology annotation, cellular component: ribosome; cytosolic small ribosomal subunit. Gene Ontology annotation, molecular function: structural constituent of ribosome. Gene Ontology annotation, biological process: translation. The transcript is spliced from 5 exons.
UACGCCCCUGCUCUAGCGCUAAGGAGACCCCUGCUGGGCGCGCGAGGCUUUCCUUUCCCCGGCGGCCGGCGAAGAUGGCGGACAUCCAGACGGAGCGCGCCUACCAGAAGCAGCCCACCAUCUUCCAGAACAAGAAACGGGUGCUCCUCGGCGAGGGCGGCAAGGAGAAGCUCCCGCGCUACUACAAGAACAUCGGCCUGGGCUUCAAGACCCCCAAGGAGGCCAUCGAGGGCACCUACAUCGACAAGAAGUGUCCAUUCACCGGCAACGUGUCCAUCCGCGGCCGCAUCCUCUCCGGGGUGGUGACCAAGAUGAAGAUGCAGCGGACGAUUGUGAUCCGGAGGGAUUACCUGCACUACAUCCGCAAGUACAACCGUUUUGAGAAGCGCCACAAGAACAUGAGCGUCCACCUCUCGCCCUGCUUCAGGGACGUCCAGAUUGGCGACAUUGUCACUGUGGGUGAGUGUCGCCCCCUCAGCAAGACCGUGCGCUUCAACGUCCUCAAGGUGACAAAGGCUGCGGGCACCAAGAAACAGUUCCAGAAGUUCUAAGAGUGUCCCCACCCCAAAUAAAGCUAACUUUCUCAUCCA